Xyrauchen texanus (razorback sucker) is the source of this 1615-nucleotide messenger RNA. Its product is annotated as protein c-Fos-like. Gene Ontology annotation, cellular component: nucleus. The record is from RefSeq and is a predicted model, not a curated record. Gene Ontology annotation, biological process: regulation of transcription by RNA polymerase II. The coding region runs from base 73 to 1146 and encodes 357 amino acids. NCBI's taxonomy places the organism in Eukaryota, Metazoa, Chordata, Actinopteri, Cypriniformes, Catostomidae. The transcript has 4 exons. Gene Ontology annotation, molecular function: RNA polymerase II cis-regulatory region sequence-specific DNA binding; DNA-binding transcription factor activity, RNA polymerase II-specific.
AGCAAAAUUUGGAGGCAUUAGUCACACAGUAAUCCAGUUCUCAGCAUCUCCUGGCGUGAUCUAGCAGAAGUGAUGCCCAAAAACACAUCCUCGAACCGGAGUGUUAGUCAGGUGUCUGCAGAAGAACAGCUGCACACAUCAGCCGCUCAGAUGAAGGAUGCGCAGAAGGCAGGUAUUGAAAAGGACGAGUGUCCAAAGACAGAUGCAGCUGAUGGUCCCUUUGUUCCAACGGUCACUGCUGUAGCUUCAGCUCCAGAUCUGAAGUGGAUGGUUCUGUCCACUGACAUCUCUUCAGUGUCACCCUGCAACACUGCAAGACACAAGAGACCACAGCGCUCAUGGCACUCCACAGAUAAACAAGCUUCUAGAAAGACCUUCUCUGGCCGGAGAAAAUGGGUGAAAGAUCAGCUUUCUCCAGAGGAAGAGGAGAGGAAGAAAAUCAGAAGAGAAAGGAACAAACUUGCAGCUGCAAAGUGCAGAAAUCGCAGACGAGAACUAACCAACAGUCUCCAAGCUGAAACUGAUAGCCUUGAGGAAGACAAGGCAGCACUGCAGUCUGAGAUCGCUAGUCUUUUAAAAGAGAAAGAAAGUCUCGAACACAUUCUUUCUGCUCACAAAUCCCACUGUAAACUAAAGGAGGAGACAGCUGGGGAGACGGAGGAACAAAUCCAAGCCAAGGAGGAGCAGACACCCCUUCAGGCCCCCAACACCACCCCAGAACACAAUCAGGUGCCCACCUCUCCCCAGCAGCCUGACCCCACCAGCGCUGCGAUCUUCGGGGACUCCGACAUCCUUCUGUGUUCCAGUGCAGAACUGGGUGCCGUUGAGGUGGAACCCUACAUUGAUAUGAGGGAUGUGUCCAUGGAAGACAUUAGCAACGUGAUAGACAGUGGUGAUGACAUGGAUUUGUUAGUGCCAGACAUCGAUUUAAGUAGCUCUUUGGGCUUGAGCGAAUGGGAAACCCUGUACAUGUCCAUGGGAGGUGGGUUAGAACCUAUAAGCUCCCCUACAUGUAGCCCGACCUGUAGCAGCAGCAACGCUGUACCUGUUUUCAACUUCAAUAAUGCAGAUGUAGAGAAACAUGACAGCAACAAAGAGAGUUUGAGUAAAUCUAAUGCAUCCAAAGAAGUCUUGAUGACUUUAUGAAGGCUCUGGUACAUUGUGAACAAGACGGUAAUGUUGUUGGUGUGAAAGAAUUGUGGAUGAAAUGAAAAACCCUAACAAAUGUUUUCAUAAAUAGGUCUACAUGUUCUAUGCUUCACAGAAAAUAAUGAAUACUGUGUAAUAAUAACAUUCAAAAGAAAUAAGAUGUAACUUGGUCCUUACAUCCAGUGAAGUCACUAUACCUAUGUACCAAGACAGACAUGUUUCUUCAACCUGUUUGAAGGAUUAUUUAUCAAGAUAUGCUUUUGAAUGCAUUCAUGCACAUUUGUUUCUGUGGGUCUAACUGUAUCAGGUGAUCUUGUGCUGUACAGUGCAGUCUGUUAUAAUAACUGUUUGAUUAACAGCUUGUACUUUGUGGUAUUGUCAAAAGUCAAAUGUGAUCCUGACCAUGAAAAUCUAUUGAGUCCUUUAACAUUAUGCAGUUUUGUUCUUCCUACUUCCGUUUCUGUGG